AUGGUUGGAGAUUUUAGUAUACACACCGGUGUGAAACGUGAAUUUGGCAUUCUGGACUAUAUACAUUUUUCUCUGUUAUUCGUACUGUUGGCAGCUAUAGGAAUUUACCAUGCAUACAAGGACAGAAAGAAUUUCGAUGUUAAACAUUUUCAUCUCGGAGGCAGACAAAUGCAUCCACUUCUUGUUAGUUUUUCGCUGGUGGCGACUUUCCUUUCCGCCUUAACUGUAAUUGGAGUACCGGCGGAGAUAUACACGUAUGGAACUAUGUACAUUUGGCUUACCUUUGGACUGUUUGUGGCAACAGCUGGAGCAGCGCAUGUAUUCCUGCCGAUUUUUUACCACUUGAACACGACGAGCUGUUUCAGAUAUCUACAAUUGCGGUAUGGAACAGUAAUUAGACUUAUGGUGUCAAUUAUGUUUAUACUACAGACACUGCUUUACAUGGGGUUUAUACUUUAUGUUCCAUCUUUGUCCUUCCAGGCGGUAACUGGGUUAUCCCUAUGGGGUACUAUGAUAGGUGUGGCGUCCGUCUGUACGCUGUAUACACUUUUAGGCGGGAUGAAGACAGUUUUAUGGACGGACAGUCUACAACUAAUUAUCAUGUUCGCUGGACUUAUAACAUUACUUAUUAUGGGAUCUGCUAAGGUUGGUGGCUUUUCGAAAGCAUGGCAAACUGCAAGUGAACACGGCCGCAUUGAAUUUACAGAUUUUUCACUAGACCCCCGCACAAGGCAUUCGGUAUGGUCUUUAGGUAUCGGAGGAGGCAUAUUUUGGUCAUUUCUUUACGGAGUCAACCAGUCACAAGUUCAGCGUCAGUGUUCUCUUCCAACCUUGCGUAGAGCACAAAUUGCCGUAUGGUUGAACUUCCCCGGAUUAGUUCUGAUAAUCACACUGGCCUGCUUGAUUGGUGUCGUAAUGUAUGCAUGCUACAGUGAAUGUGAUCCUGUUAAAUUUGGACUCGUAGAUAAAGCUGACCAGAUUUUACCAUUAAUGGUUCUCGACGUGCUUGGGACAACACAAGGAUUAACAGGUAUAUUUAUGGCAUGUGUGUUUAGCGCAAGUCUUAGCUCAAUGUCUUCUGGGCUAAAUGCAAUGUCAGCUAUUGUAACCGAAGACUAUUUAAAACAUUUCUGUUUUAAAUCUCUAUCUGGCAAGAGGGAAUUGGUGUUUUCGAAACUCAUAGUACUUGUGUUUGGAUUUGUAAUGUUUUCUGUCGCUGUCAUCAUUUCUGAAACUGACAGUUUGGUUAUUCUACAAUUAUCAUACUCAUUGUAUGCAAUACUGUCAGGUCCAAUGUUUGGCUGCUUCAUAGCGGGCAUGAUAUUCCCAUGGACAAAUAAGCAUGGUGCUCUAGCAGGGUUGAUAACUUCAUUAGGGUUUAUGAGUUGGUUAGGUAUCGGCGCGCUCGUAAACCGGCCACCAGGUACUAAACCAUUACCAGUAUUAACCGAUGGCUGCAACUGGGAAGUAACACGCACCAAUUCCUCUAUUACAACAGUUUCGUCAACUCCACAGUCCAAUUUAUCUAUCUCUUCUGUAACUAAUGAAAUAGAAACAGAUGAAGCGAUUGUAAACAACUUUUACAGAAUGUCAUACCAAUGGUACCCUGCUUUUGGAAUGUUAACGAACAUAGCAGUGUCACUUAUUGUAAGUUUCAUCACGGGAUACACGGAUCCAAGUACUGUUAACAAUAAAUUAAUGUGUCCCCUGUUUUAUAAAAUGUUUCCAUGCCUACCGGCAAAAUUCAGGCACUACUUGUACUUUGGCGUAAAUUACGAAAUUGAAACAUCGGAUAAGAAACACGAUGAGAAACUCGAUGAAGAAGUCAGUCUGUUUGUGUCUAGUGAUAAAUGUAGGCGCGAUGAUGUUUGUGUCUAG
Mercenaria mercenaria is the source of this 1878-nucleotide messenger RNA. RefSeq names its product sodium-coupled monocarboxylate transporter 2-like. Gene Ontology annotation, molecular function: symporter activity. Gene Ontology annotation, cellular component: membrane. NCBI's taxonomy places the organism in Eukaryota, Metazoa, Mollusca, Bivalvia, Venerida, Veneridae. The transcript has a single exon. The record is from RefSeq and is a predicted model, not a curated record. The coding region runs from base 1 to 1878 and encodes 625 amino acids. Gene Ontology annotation, biological process: sodium ion transport; transmembrane transport.